Molecule: messenger RNA, 2744 nt
Organism: Durio zibethinus
Lineage: Eukaryota; Viridiplantae; Streptophyta; Magnoliopsida; Malvales; Malvaceae
Gene: CAF1
Product: RNA-binding CRS1 / YhbY (CRM) domain-containing protein
Biological process (GO): Group II intron splicing
Molecular function (GO): RNA binding
Source: RefSeq, a predicted model, not a curated record
UGCUCAUUAAUUACCCUCGCUCUAACCAAAUAUUACAAUGAAGCCAUUAUAAGAGGAGCCCCCAAUCCCUCCGCCAUUUCCCUACACCAAACAAGAUAUUUUCUGUUCUUAACCAAAGUAUGUCAAUACGACAUCGUUGAAGUCAUCUUCUUUCAGGAUUCGACAAGACUAUUUCUUUUGUGCUUGCUGUUCACUUACCCUCUUUAAAUGAAAGCUGAAAGUGAUGGCGCUAAAACUGCACAUCUCCUUUCCAAUUUUUGCGCCACAAAUCCCAAACCCUUUUCCUAACCCGAACGAACCUGCCCAUCGUCCACCCACGGAAAUCCGAUUAUCCCGCUGGAACAACGCCAACGCCGAGAAAUUCAACCAACGCCAACGCACCCAACAAGAAAUCGAAGACGAUAUUCGCCGCUACCGACGCUGGGAUUCCGCCACCAAAAUUGCCACCAGCUUUGAACCCUCCUCCGCCAAACCACCACCACCAACCUACAAAUCCUUUGGCUCCCCUUCCUCUCCCUCCAGGCCUUCAAUUCCAGGCAAGAAAUCCAAGUACUCCAAACCCCUAAACCACUCGGCGUUUCGCAAAUUCUCCAAAACAGCAAACCCUCCACCACCCACACCAUUCGAUAAGAAACCCGCGAAUGUUUCCGUCGGGGAUGAUGGCGUCUCUUUCGUCAUCGACGGCGCUCCGUUCGAGUUCAAGUACAGUUACACGGAGACGCCGAAAGUGCAGCCGAUAAAGCUUAGGGAACCACCGUACUCGCCGUUUGGACCCACGACCAUGCCUAGGCCAUGGACGGGCCGGGCUCCAUUGCCGCCCAGUAAGAAAAAGAUGAAGGAGUUCGAUUCUUUUGUAUUGCCUCGGCCUAAUAAGAAAGGGGUCAAGCCCAUUCAGAAGCCCGGGCCAUAUUUGCCUGGGACAGGCCCAAGGUAUGUCCAUUCCAGGGAGGAGAUUUUGGGAGAGCCGUUGAAUGCAGAGGAGAUUAAGGAGUUGGUUAACAGUUGCUUGAAGUCACAACGACAGUUGAAUAUGGGUAGGGAUGGUUUGACACACAACAUGUUAGAUAAUAUACAUGCUCAUUGGAAAAGGCGAAGAGUUUGUAAGAUAAAAUGCAAGGGAGUUUGUACAGUCGAUAUGGACAAUGUGUGUGAGCAGUUAGAGGAAAGAACAGGAGGGAAAGUUAUUUUCAGAAGAGGAGGCGUGCUAUUCCUUUUCCGAGGUAGAAAUUAUAAUUAUAAAACUCGUCCUCGCUUCCCUCUUAUGCUGUGGAAACCUGUUACCCCCGUGUAUCCGCGGUUGGUUCCGCGUGUUCCAGAAGGUCUAACGCUGGAAGAAGUGACUGAGAUGAGAAAGAAGGGAAGGAUAUUAACGCCAAUACGCAAACUUGCAAAGAAUGGUGUAUAUGCUGACCUCGUAAAAAAUGUUAGGGAGGCAUUUGAAGAGUGUGAACUUGUCCGGAUUAAUUGUCAAGGAAUUAAGGGAAGCGACUAUAAGAAAAUUGGUGCCAAACUUAAGGAGCUGGUCCCGUGCAUGCUAAUCUCAUUUGAAGAGGAACACAUACUAAUGUGGAGAGGACGAAAUUGGAAGUCAUCCUUCCCAAAACCAGCAUUUAACUCAGGUGUUGAGAAAAGUAAUGCGGCCAGUGCAACAUCCAUCACUGGACAGUUGGAAAGCCAAGAAUUAUCUCCACCAUAUGUUCAAACAGCUAGUACUGGCCCAACCUUCAUAAGUUCUCAAGAUAUUAGCAUUGAGCAAAGACAGUCCUCUGUUGCAAAUGACUGGACAAAUGCAGCUCUCAAUGCAAAGCCAAUUACAAUGGAGACUACUGAAGCAACAUUAGAUCUGAUAGAUUAUGCCAGUGAUGAGUCAGAAAGCAAAGGGAAUACCUCUGGAAGUACAACUGUCUCUGGUGAUAUCAAAUGUUCCAAUGGUGAAUCUGAAACCAUGAGCAAGGCCUAUGGUCCUGAGCCAAUACAGGAUAAUUCUGGCAUAGCAAGUGAAGAGCCGGUAGCUAUGCCAUUGGAAAGUGAUAUCAUGUCAAUAAGUCCUGAGAGUACUCUAAGCCAGUCAGUGUCUUCUAUUAUGGAUUCGCUGAAUCGUGCCAAGCUGGAAGACGUUGCUGAAGCUUCACAAGAUAUUAAUGGGCCAGCAAGAAUGAGUGCACCUAGUAUUGAGAGGGUUUUGCUUCUGAUGAAGCAAGCUGUUGAGAGCGGGUGUGCAGUCGUAUUAGAUGAUGCUGCUUUGGAUGCUGACAGAGUAUAUGAAAGGGCUGUUGCCUUUGCCCAGUCUGCACCACCUGGGCCAGUUUUUAGGCGUCAUUCUCGUAAGGUGGCUGUCCAAAAGAAUGAAAUGCAUGAACCUGGGGAUUUGGAAGUGAAAGAAGUGCGAGCAGUUCCCUAUAAGAGAGGAAAUGAGAAGCAAGCGACUAAAACUCAAAGAAUCAAAGAUGUACAUCAUCUGGACGUAGUACCACAAGGAAGCCUGGGAGUUGAUGAACUUGCUAAGCUAUUAGCUUAAUCUACAUUGGCGCUUUCAAUGAUGUACUUUGCGCAUUCUAUAGCACGAGUUCUUCCCCUGCUCACACACCACCCAAUUUUGUUCAUUGCAUUGGGUUCAUCUUUUCCCCAGGAGUUUUACCUAAUCGGGAGCCUUGUGAUAUGUUUUUAUGAAAUUGUCAUAAGACGAUUUCCUUUUGUGGAAGAAUUAACUCCUCAUGCUUCAAUUUACUCCUUAUUACAUAGCU